Lolium perenne is the source of this 1683-nucleotide messenger RNA. RefSeq lists its product as uncharacterized. The record is from RefSeq and is a predicted model, not a curated record. NCBI's taxonomy places the organism in Eukaryota, Viridiplantae, Streptophyta, Magnoliopsida, Poales, Poaceae.
AUGAAAUUUGAGGCCAAAUGGUUUAAAGAAGACUCGUUCCGCGAGGUUGUGGAGACAGCGUGGGCUUCUGCUGGGUCGGCCGUGGGCAAUGCAAACGUGCUCGCCAAGCUGGCUCAUAUGCAUGCCUCGCUGCAUGCGUGGGACAAGGAAAUACUACAGAAGCCGAAACGCCGUCUGAAGAAUGCACAGAGGAAGCUUGAGCGGGCUCUAACUGGCCCAUUAUCAGAGGAAAAUGAAACUAUUGCCAAAGAGCAAUCAGCGUUGAUUGAAUUACUUCUUGAACAGGAUGAGGUCCAUUGGAUGCAACGGUCUAGGGCGAAUUGGCUUCAGCAAGGCGAUCGAAAUACGGCCUUUUUUCACCAGUUUGCGACGGCCAGACGCAAAAAGAAUAUGAUUAAGAAGCUGAAACAUAAUAAUAUUUGGGUCGAGGGUAAUGCAGAUUUGAAACCUAUUGUCAAAGAUUAUUUCUCUAACCUAUUUUCCUCGGAAGUGCAGGCUGUUGAUCCCGAGCUCCUUGAUAAGAUCCACCCUAAGGUGACUGAUAUUAUGAAUGAAAGCCUGAUUGCACCGUUUUCUGCUGAUGAUGUCAAAAAAGCUGCAUUCAGUAUCGGUGAUCUUAAAGCGCCAGGCCCGGAUGGUCUCCAUGCCAUUUUCUACAAAAGAUUCUGGAGUAUUUGUGGGGCAGAAAUUACUUCUGAAAUUUUGCAAGCUUUGAAUACGGGGGAGAUACCUGAUGGCUGGAAUGAUACUACGGUUGUGCUCAUACCCAAAGUUGAUAAUCCAGAGUUGAUAACUCAGUUCCGACCGAUCAGCCUUUGUAAUGUGAUAUACAAAAUCAUCUCUAAAAUGUUGGCCUUCAGAUUGAAGCGGAUCCUCCCUGAGGCAGAUACGAAUAAUGCAACUUCCUUGCAACGAGUCCUGGAUACUUACUGUGCAAAUUCAGGUCAGAUGGUGAGUCUAGCAAAAUCGAGCAUUUUCUUCUCCCCGAAUACAAAUGUUCUUGUUAGAGCUGAAAUGUGUCAAGCACUUCACAUUGACACGGAAGCAAUUUCUGAUAAAUAUCUGGGCCUCCCUUCUCUUGUGGGGGCGGAGAGAAGUGACUGUUUUGAGCAUUUUAUUGAGAGAAUUAUCCAACGGAUUAAUGGUUGGAAGGAGAAACAACUGUCUAUUGGGGGCAAGGAAAUUUUACUGAAGGCGGUGGCCCAGGCCAUCCCAGUCUAUGCAAUGUCAGUUUUUCUUAUUCCUAUGGGUGUCUGUAAAAAGAUGAUGGACGCCAUCUCGAGCUUCUGGUGGGGUGAUGAUGAAAAUAGUAAUAAAUUGCACUGGAUGGCUUGGUGGAAGCUAUGUUACCCAAAGAGAGAGGGCGGUUUGGGAUUCAGAGACUUCCACUCCUUUAAUCUGGCCAUGCUAGCUAAGCAGGGACCUGAGGACAUGGCUCAUCUCCUCUUCCAAUGUCAUAUGGCGAGAGAGCUUUGGACUUCUUUGGGCGUCAUUGAUUGCAUUGAUGAAGCUUUGCUGUCCGACCGGUCUGGCUCGGCUAUCCUCGAAUAUCUCAUACGUGACCUGAACUCUUCUGUUCCGGGGUUUACUAAUAUGGGCUUUAAGGAACUUCGAAAGCAGCAGCAAAACCACCAUGCGGGGUUCAUCGGUGGGAGAAACCUGAGGCUAGACAGACCAAAGUAA